Molecule: messenger RNA, 5914 nt
Organism: Strongylocentrotus purpuratus (purple sea urchin)
Lineage: Eukaryota; Metazoa; Echinodermata; Echinoidea; Camarodonta; Strongylocentrotidae
Exons: 6
Coding region: 126-3530 (1134 amino acids)
Biological process (GO): regulation of transcription by RNA polymerase II
Molecular function (GO): DNA-binding transcription factor activity; RNA polymerase II cis-regulatory region sequence-specific DNA binding
Source: RefSeq, a predicted model, not a curated record
GGCACAAAUUCGUGUAAUGUUUAGUUAGGGGAAUUCAACCUUAAAAAGACAUUUGAACCCUUUGAAAAUAAUUGUUUUACAAUUAUCGGAUACCAUUUUGAUGAAUUCAGGUGUGCAGCAGCAGGAUGAACACUCCUCCCGAAGUGCUGAGUAUGGGAUCACCAGAGGAGUACCAUGACCCUAACCAUGACCCUGGACACCCCUUUGACCUCUCAGGUCAGCAGCAGGCAUGGAAAGACGGGAGCGAAUCCACAGCCGUCCUGCAACCAAAUGGAGGUUAUGAUGACAAGUUAGAAGUGAAAGAAGAAGAGGAAGAUGAGGAGGAGGAAAUAGAAGAGAGGGGAAACGAGGAAUAUGAAAAGUUGAACGAGGAAGAGGAGGAAAUCAGCUCGCCAGUUUCAUCUCUUUUAUCAUCUGGAGAUGAGGCUGAUGAUGAUGAAGAAGAAAAUGAGGAUGAUCAUUUAGACAGAGAAGUUUUGACACGUGAUCACGCUCAGAGCAGAGGCCGCCAUUCUUUUGAAUCUGAGAGUGAAGAACAGCAUUCACCAAGAGGACGACCAAACUUUGAACUGAGUGAACACAUAGAUGCUAGAAGUAGAGAGGAUGAUGAGGAUGUGGGGAUUCAUGAAGAAAGUCACCCAACUCACAAUGAUGAUAAUGAUCUUGAGGGCACUCCUAGAGAGAUGACCCAAAGGGGUUUUGAAGAGGAAGAUGAUGACUACGAUGAAGGAGAGGAUGAGGACGAUGAGGAAGAUAGAAUAAAGGAGACGCAAAAGCUUGUUGCCAAGAUCGAGCACGAUAUCCAGGGUCUGCGGUUCCAGGCCAAACAACGCGGUCACCUCUUGUCAGAUCUCCACAGAUAUGGUGCACAAAACCAGCUGCGAAGAAAGGAACAGGAACGUCUGAAGCAGUCCUCCUCCUCUGUAGAGCAAACCAGUGAUCUCCUCACGGCAGCACCACAACCAAAGCCUAGUGAUGAAGGCAAGAUAAUAGAAAGGCCAGUGUCGAUCAAACUGCGCCUAAGAACUCGAAGCACCUCACCCAAGGCACAGCAGGAACGGUAUGCCCUGCCCCCUAUUGUGAAGGCCAAACCAGGCAAAGUGAAGAUGCGUGUUAUGAGGAUCGGCAAGCAGCUUGGACGAUGGGAUGCAUGGAAGGAGAGCCUAGGGGUCAAAGCAGACAGGGACCUAGCCAAGAUCAUGAUGGACCACAUGGACAGAACCUAUUUCCAGCAGUUUAUUUCUCCCAAACGAGAUGUCAAAAAAGGUCAGAAACGCAAGAAGAAAGAUAAAGAGGGCCACAAACAUGAACGGAAGCCCAAGAAACCCAAGCAAGUGAAAGUCAUUGAUGAACCUGAAGAAUGGGCAGAUGGAUAUCUUGAUGAUGAACUGGAUGAAUUUGGUGAUCCUGUUGAAGAAAAGGAUGACUACGACUAUGAUCCAUCUCAUGAACAUGAAGGCUUUGGAGCAUAUAAGCCAUCGAAUCCAGUAAGAAACAAGAGGAAGUCUCAAAGACCACGGAAGCUGAUGGAUGUGAACUCUAGCCCCAGACAAUCCAAGACAAGCACCAAGCUUCCACGUCAGCCCAAGAGAUCGCCCAAACCUCAGAAGAAAGGAGGCCAAGAAGAUGGAGAGGUGCCCUUAGUACAGGAGAGGAGGAGGGGACGUAAACCUAAACCAAAGCUAGUAGUCAUCAAGACUAACAAGAAGAAUAAAGCUCCUAGGAUACACAGAGGAGGAAGGAGACCAUCUCUGAUGAGUACUUUAAAAAACCUUGACUGGAAUGCUCUUCCAAGACGCUAUGAAUGCAAGAUCUGUUGCCUACGCUUUGAUGGAAUCACUGCCUUCAAGUCCCACCUUGAAUCAACUCAUACUUCUGAAUAUAUGAAACCAAAGGAACCGGACAAUCACAAUCCUGCUGGAGAUGAGAAUUCCAAUGAUGGGCAGGAGGCAGGGAAACACUUUCAUGGUUCCGAGAAGCAGUACCAGGACUCUGAGAAGCAAUACGAGGACCUGGGCCAUCUGCCUGACCCACAUUCAUCUAUGCAGGAAAGUGAACAGCGCAGAAUGGCAGAGAGCGAGAUGUAUCGGACAAUGGCUUAUGGUCCGGAUAUGAUGGACGCACGACGCUUUGAGAUGAUGCCACCCUUUAAGAGGCAUCUUCACGAGAGCUAUACAAAUGAGUGGGGUAAAAUGCAAGGAAACAUGUACAGUAGACCUUUGGCCUCAGGUCAGAUCAUGCAUGGGGAGCAGCCCUGGGGACAUAAUCGGGGGUAUGAUGCCAUCCCUGCAUACAGAAAGCAUUAUGAGGAUGGGCGAGAGUGGGGUAAGAGUGGGGGACAGUACCCACCUGUUAUUACAUCACUUGGACAGAACAUGCAAAUAGGUAUUGAUGGAGGAGAAGGAGGUGGUCAUAGACAGGAGCAGCAUGGGGAAGGGUACAACAUACCAGGGGGUAGUAUGGUGGGGAUUGACCAUGCCCCCUCCCAAGAUAACACCUAUGUUGAUAUGAGUAUGAGACACAGUGGGGAGAAUACAAACCGGGAUCAUGAGGGUGUGUCACAGGAAAGGAUGGAGAAAGGUGAGGAAGAAGAGAAUGAAGAAAGAGAAGUAAGUGAACCUCCACCUGAGACUGAUACAAGGUCAAAUGAUGGCAGCAAAGAGGCUGAAGAUGAGACCAACGAGCAAGAAGGGGAUGAAGAACAGAAGAGGGAUGAAGAUGAGACUGGGAAAAAAAAGAAGAGAAAGAAAACAAAACCUUCUAAGGAGUGGGAGGAAAUAGAUAGGUGGGCCGUCACAUUUGUUCACUGUCCGCAGUGUAAUGACUACAUUCGCUUUCGACCCGGUCAGAAGAACUUCCAUUUUGCUGUCCAUGCAGAACGCCGUCUUUGCCAAGAAUGUGGCAAGAUGUUUACUAAAGAGGCUUUCAGGGCUCAUGUCCGAGUUCACCAGGCUAAGAGAAUGGGAGAGGUCCUCAAGCACAUCUGUGAAAUCUGUGGCAAAGCCUACCGCUUCAAGUGCAGCUUGAACUCUCACAUGCGCUGCCACACAGGAGUCCGGGACUUUGACUGUAAGAUAUGUGGUAAGAAAUUCCUCUCGGCCCAUGGGCUGGAGAAACAUGAACUGGUCCAUCGUAAAGUAAAGCCCCACGUGUGCCCUGAUUGUGGGCGUGGCUUCACCCAGUUCCAUAACAUGCUUGCCCAUCGCAGGCAGCACACCGGUGAGAAACCUUACCGCUGUAACUUCUGCGACCGUUCAUUCACCCAUAAUGUCAGCCUGAAGAAUCAUAAGAAGAAAGAGCAUGGGGUUGACCUAUGGCAAGGGACGGGUGGGAAACCCCCCUCCUCAAGUCGUUCACGGUCCAAGUCGUCAAGAAGUGCCCAGGCUGUUGUUCCUGUCAGUCCUCCUGUACCCCAGCAGCCACCUGCACAGCCAAAGCCAUCAGUGCCAAGUGAAAGAGAGUUAAUGCAUACAUUAGAUCCUGCUCAGCUAUAUAACAUGAUGCCCACUCUGGAUUAUGGGCAUUACUAACCUAUCUUUACUAGCCAAUUUUUUUAUAUCUAUUUAUUAUGUCGAUUUCUUACGUUCAUGCAGAUUCAUAAUGUAUUCCAUUAAUGUCCUUGUCUUUGGCUAAUGCAACAAAAAAUCAGCUCCAUUUUUUUAAUCGACUUGAGGCUUUUCAAUCAUCAUCUUUCGGUCAUAUAAUGCACUAUUUUAACAUUGACUUGAAGCACAGCUUACAAUCUUAAAUGUAAUGCACAGUGCUUCUAAAAGUCAUGGGGCUAAAAGAUAAUGUUGGCAUUUUUGUUCAUGGUGAAAAAUCUCAAAGUCAAUAUAUGUUUCAAAUGUUAUGUUUGGUACUAGCACAUGUCUAAUUUGUAUUUUAUUCGUGCUGAACUCUUGCCUGUACAUAGUAGAACACAUCUACCGUAGUACAGAAUGGUGAAAAUAGUGCGAUUCAUGUUAUAUGUACUGAUAUGCAUCUUGGUGUAUAUGAUGUGAACUUGGUAACUUACAACUUACUGAAUGAAACGAGCCUCUACCAGGGAAAAAAUUACUUUUAAAAUUUUGUGGGCUACUGUUCAAGCUUGCUUGCAUGAAAAUAACACUCUUUAAUUUGUUUUGCAUUGAACUCUAUGCAAAAUUUGGGGGCACUUUUAAGACUUUCGGGGGCUCUGUUGGGCAUUUCGGGUACUAAUUCGCCCCAAGCCCCCGUGUAUUUUUUCCCUGGCCUCUACAUUGUGCGGUAUACUUUAUUAGCUCCGCCUGCUCUUUCAUUUUCGCUUUCACAUGCUUUCCAAAACUGAUACACUAUACAAAUAUACAUGUAUGGUGCUUAAAAUAUUGGUUGGAUGUACAUUGUAUGACUAUUUGGCUGUUAAGACUCAUACAUCGUACAUGUAAGUCAUGUAGCCGUACAAAUUUGGGUAUGGAUCCUCUAUGCCUCGGGUGUGAAUAGGACAGAGCAUUUAGGCAUGUGUGCACUUAUACAAUAUUUUAAAGUGUAUUGUAUGUCUCGUGUACAUGUUUCUUAUGCAGAUAUUACCCCCCAAAAUAUACAUGCUGAUUUUCAUUGUGUACAUUGUGUGCGCUAUGAACUGAAAAAUACACAAAAGUAUGUCGCAAACCAAGCAUUAUCAAAUAGAAUUUCAGCUUGAUUAUUCAUGAACGGCAAAGUGUUAGUAUAAAAGCAAUUAAAGCAUCCAUCUUAGGAGCAGAUUCAUGAAUGAUUGUGUAAUCUUGUCAUUGAUCAAAUUGUGUCUUAAAUUGGAUUGUAAAUCAGCUUCACAUUGAUGUGUAUGGUGCUAAAUUUUUGUGUUCAUUAUUUUUUCCUUUCAAUUGCAAUUCAACUUUAACUUUAGUAUAUUGUGAUAGUCUAGCCAUGUUAAGAAUGUAAUAUUCUUUCAAAGAAUUGUAGCCUUAGAACAAUUAAGCAAUACAUGAUGAAUGCUUCUGUACGUACUUGUACAGUACUAUUAUAUUAUGUAGGUGAUCAUUUUGGAAUGUGAUCGUUGCAGUAUAAACUUUGAUUUUGAAUACUGUGUGAUGAUGAGAUAGAUCAUAGAUGAUGAAAGGGGAAGUCCUCCCUGGUAUAAAGUUGGUUUUAAUAAAAGUAGAAACAUUGGAGAAACGGGUCAGUGAAAGUUUGAGCAAAAUCUGAUUAAAAAUAAGAUUGUUCAGAAUUUUUGAAGAUGAGAUUAAUCAAACACAUAUUGGCAUAUCUUUGACGUAUCUUGAAAGGUGAAAACUUUGUUUCUCUUUUUUUUUCUGCUUUUAUUAAUACAGCUAAUUAUCAGGGUGUACUUCCCCUUUAAACGAUAAAGUCCAUUUCUUUUCCCACCAUUAUAAUCAAUAGGAACAAAGUCAUUGAUUACCUAACUAUGUUUUACAAAUCAACAGAAUCUAGGUGUGCCGGUUUGACACCUUGAGGCCUGUUUCUAGAAACCAUCAAUCAUGUCGGUCUAUAAGUUCUUGGUCAUUGUAUGAAAACGUGCAUUAAUGCUGUUAAACGCGUGUAUCUCAACUUAUAAUGGUUUAGAGGAACUGACCCCUGGUUACGAAAGUGUUAGCACCUUACUGCAAUUUAUUUAAAUACAAAUAAUUUUUUUCUCCAUUGGGAGUUAUGAAGACAAGACAACUACUAUGAAAAGUGAUAUAACUUCUGGAAAAGGUCAAUGUCGUGCAAAAUGAUUUCUUUAUUAAAACCUUUAUUAAGAAUAUUGGGGAAUGAAAAAGUCAGUUCUGGGUGUACUAUAGAUGCUACAGGUGGUUUAAUUAUGAAGUGAUCUACAUGUAGCUUACGUGUUUGCCACUAAAUGCCUCUUCUCUAUCAUCUUUUGUUAUGUUUUUAGCAUGUUGCAUUUGAGCUUGAAAGUUUUAUGUUAAUUCAUUAUACAUUGAGGUACAUCAUUAUU